This is a messenger RNA of Pocillopora meandrina, 2810 nucleotides long. NCBI's taxonomy places the organism in Eukaryota, Metazoa, Cnidaria, Anthozoa, Scleractinia, Pocilloporidae. The record is from the annotation of a GenBank genome assembly.
AUGGACUUCAAGGCUAAGCAGUUUUCCUAUUUGAACAUCACAGUAAUCACGUCCGUGUUUGUCCCUGAUGGCAUCGACUGUGGGUUGGCUUGUUUAACAUCGACUUCAUGUUUUUCCUAUAACCUGGCUGCAUUUCCUGAUGUUAAUGGGAAACUGCUGUGUGAACUGCUUUCAUCUGACAAGUAUAAUAACUCGGAUAAACUCAUUGCAAGCCCGAUUUUUCACCACUUCAGCAUUUGGGUUAGUAUAAAUCGGAUGGCUUUUUGACGUAAAGCUGUAUUUAACUAGUCUUCAUAGGUGUUAGUGAAUUAGCUUGGAAAAAUUUUAUCAGCUUUCUCCUUUUUAAUAAUUAUCAUAUGGGAAUAUGCUUUCUAGGAACUUAUUUUUCUGUAUCCUUAUUAUUUUACACUAUCCUAACGAGUACUGUGCUUAUCAUACCAAUUACGUACGCGUCUUUUAUUCCCAGACCUUCCACGGAAGGUUCUGGGUACACAAUUAACGAACGUGUUAUCAGAAGUCGAACUCCCACAAUGCCGUGCGAAUGGAGAGCCUUAUCCAUGCGCAAGGGCUUAAAGGGUGGGGAAGGAGAGGGUGCUCUGCAAAAGUUUGCAACAUGCAUGCAGUAUGAUGGAAUUACUUCAAAUUUAGCUGAGAUAAAGAUAUAAUUUUGAAAUGAUUUUUCUCAACUCGACAGAGUCCUUGCUUCCGCAAUCCUUGUAAAAACAAUGCUACGUGUGUGGCCAAUUACGUAGAUGAUGAUUAUCAGUGCGCAUGCUCACCAGGUUAUAUGGGAGAACACUGCGAAGGUAUCCUAAAAAUUGGUGUACUAAUACGAUGUUUGUUUUCCUAGUACAGAAUUAGAGAAAACUUAAUUGUACGAUUUUGCAAGGAAUAAAGAAGGCCCGAAGCGCUUUAACUAGUUAAUCUCGCCCCUAGAUCCUACCGUGUAACUGAAAUGUUUCAACCGCUUGGCCGUGGAAGGUCUGGGCUCGAGACCAGGUUUAACUGGUCGAUAGGGCAACUGAAAUUGACGCUUGCGUAUUUAAGAUUAUUCCUUUGAAAUUGGACCUGCAGUAAUAUUUCUGUUUAACUUGACCUAUGCUAUUGGUUGUUUAUCUUAUAAGAACAUAACUUUUGAAAUAAAAAGCAAAAAUGGGUGUCCCUGUACUCGUUCAGCUGAACCAAAUAGAAAGCCACUGAUAUAAUUCCAAUAACAUCAUGACAAUUAUGCUCGCAAGCAAUUGCUGAAUUUGCGUUUCCAAGAAUUAUUCUUACACCGAGAAUUGGUUUAUAUUUAUUUUACGGAAAGAAAGUCAUUGCUCAAAAAAAUAAAAAUUGAUAUCUCACCAUGCUUGUUUGCGAGAAAAUGACGAUUUACUCUGGUGAGCUCCGGCUGUUUGGAAUUAUGCACGGUAAAGAUGUAAAAUGCAAUACUACGCCUUUUGGGAACUCAUUUUUCAGUUGUGUUAUUUCAUUCUUGGAUAAUCAGGUUUUGGAAAGGACUGCGAGGAAAUCAAAAGACUAGAUGAAUCUACGGUAGAUGGUAUGUACCUGCUAGACCCGGAUGGAGGAAGCCAUUCCGAUGCAUUCCAAGCCUACUGUGACAUGACGUCCUACGAUGGAGGAUGGACCAUGUGUUACACUACCGAUGAAUAUGUCAAACUUAAGACUCAAGUCACCUACAACGCUCAGUUUCCUUAUGGAAGUGACGGUUACAGGACAGACUGUAAUAACAUCCCAGUAAGUUGAUUGCCAGCUGAUUAUGGCUUUGAGGACCCAGCUUUUAUUUCCAGAUUUUUGAGCGUCAUUUAAAACCUAGCAUGGAGUCAACUUAUUACAGACUACAAUAGCUACGGCUUGCGUUUUCUUUUUACGAACUUUAUGGAGAAGCUUUAUUCGCAUCCUUUGAAGGUUCCCGCAGCCUGAUCGUUUGAAUCUACGGUGAAGAUUUUGCUCAUCGUCUUAGAAAUAACUCAAAGGUCAAUGUGUUGAAUAUAGAGCAGUAGUCCCUCAAGGCUCUGUAAUAUUCACAUGACCCCUCCCCCCCUCGUUGACAAUUAAUUGACAGGCAAUUGCCUAUGGUCCACCCUUUUUACUCUCUUGGCGACGACUGAUCGAUUGCAAAUGGUUUCGAUUUCGAAUCGAUUUGUUGUUGUUUUUCUUUUUUUGGCAUCAGCAAUCUUCUCCAUAAGGUUCUAAACUAAAUAUCACCUUAGUAAACCAGAACGAAUGGAGGUGGUCAGGAGGAAAGGACAAAGCAGAUAUUACUAGAAAAGACUACCGAUUAAAGAAACUGUCCCUUUGCCCCAUUAAAAUGGAAAUUUCAUUCCUCUUUUUCAGUUCAAGGAAGUACUAUUCGUUGAUCAUCAAACUGGUAACAAAGCGUACUUCAAACGACAAACCAAACAACCAAUAAUGGCGGCCAAUAUCUUCGGGAACGCUGCUGCAACGGGCCUCUGGGACGGAGUGGGCACGAACACAAAUUUUAACUACCAGCUGCUGGUCUGUGAUCAUUCGUUCUACAGCGGCUUUUUCGUUUCCGGUCACACAGGAAAUUGUUACAAGCGGUGCAACUCUUGGUGUGGAGAUACCUCCUCGCCUUACUUCCGCACUGCGUCUACAAGUUCGUCCUACAACGGUGUGGCCUUUAACACAAAUGGUCAUUCUCCUAAUCGAGUGAGCAACAGACUCAUUAGUGUCGGUUUGCGCUGAAUGAAGGUCUGACCUUGACACACCCUUUUGGAAGUUUUAAUUUCUCAGAAAGUAAAACGGUGAAAGCCAAGAGACUGGUCAUUUAUUUAUCACCAGGG